AUUAGGGUUUUGUUACUUUCACUGCCCUCCCUUUGAAAUCAGAUCGCUGCUCAAUCUCCCACUUGAAUUGAAAAUCGCUGCUCCUGCCUCCGGUAGUCGACGGAUGAGAGUCAAGCGGCUAGCCGAAGUCGGAAAUCGUCUACACUCUGAGCUCUGAACUUGGAUUCGUGAAGAGGGAAAGGGAAGCUUCAAGCUCGUAAUUGCCAGUCAUUAUCCCUGACGUUGUAAUUGACCAUUGUAUGACGCCACCUGCCGCCGUAGACGAGCUGCUUUCUUCUCCGCCUCUGUGCUCCGCAGCAUAUCACUGAAGAUAAAGCAUCAAUGAUGAAGAGAACAAAGGUGACAAAUGGUGGAAUUGGAAGCAAUGAUAAUAAACAUUUGAAGUCUUGUAGUAAUAAAUUAAAUACUGGAAUCACUUUUGAUGAUCAAACCCUAUCAGAUGUGGGGCCCAGUAAAGAAUUGAACAACCUAAUUGUUGGUGAAACUGAGCUACUUUCUCGUGGAAAGAGAAUGCUUAUUAAACGAGAAAAAAAUAUUGGAUUCAGUAAGAGUCCAGUUCCAGUGAUGAUUACUUCUUCAAGAAAGAAGGGGAGAUCACCUGAUGAUUCUGGAGUUGUGAAAUCUUUUUUACCCAAAGGAGGUGAAGGUGAUUCGAUGAAAAUAAAAACCCCGAAGAGUGUUGAGAAAGUGGUGCAUGUUAGCGAAGAGCUGCAUCCUCCACCUAUUACCUGUGUUAUGGGUUUGCAAUGUAAAGUGGUGACUACUAUGUUACAAACUAAGAAUGUGAAUGUAAAGUCGCCUACCAUGAUUCCUCCCAAUGAGGGGAAGGAAGCGGAUGGAGGUAGUGGGACUCUAAAGAGGAAGAGGGGAAGGCCAUUCAAAUCAAAACUCAAAAAACCCAAAACACCUUUGGCAGUAACAGUGAUCCAUGAGAAUGGGGAUGCAUUGCCAUUGACAAAGACUCCAAUAGAGAAAGUACCAAACACAACGAUAAAGAAGUAUAAAUCCGUAAAAGGAAAACGAGGCAAACGCCGUAAAAUAAAAAGCAUUAACAUGGUAUCUCCACAUUCACUUGAAGAUUCAUCAUCAAAAUUAAAACAAAAACAAAAAGAAAAGUUAGGGUUAGGGUUAGGGUUAGGGUUAGAAUUGACAAUCUUGGAUGAGGAUCAACCUCUAUCAAUGUGGUUCGAAGGAAAACAAAGAAAUGGUGGUGAGAAAUUACCAUUCGAGAAACGAAGCACCACACUAUGGGAAACAUUGGAAGCAAUGGAGAUAUUCCAGAAGAUUCCACAAAACCCACAUUUUCGUCCACUUGAGAAAGAAAAGGAAUGCACGCGCGAAGGACACGCGAUCAGCAAAAUGGUAAGUUACGUGCGUAUAAUGGAGUCAAUCUCACAACAACUGACACUGGAGGACCGAAGAAGUGUGUUUGAGGAAAGCCUUGAGGCGUUGUUGGAUUUGGAGUCGCAUGGGUUUGAUGUGAAGGUGGGGAAGGAGCGGGUGAGUGGGUUGCUUAGGAUUAAAGAGAAACAGGAGUUGCUUGAACAAGAGUCGAAGAAAGUGAAAAAGCAAAUGGAGGUGGAGAGAGUUGAAGGGGUGAGGAUUGAUAAGGAGAUUGAGUUGGUGGAUCAACAGGUGGUGGUGUUGUUGGAGAGACGUGCACAGGUGUUGAAGAGGAAGGUGAAGAAGGAUGCGGAAGUUGAGAGUUUGGAGGCUCAGAUAGAAGAAAUUCAUCGGGGGAUAUCGGAGGUUAGAUGUAAGUUUGAUGGUUUGGCUGCAUCAUCUUUGUGUGGUUGACUUUGAUUGUUUGUGUAUUUAUUGUGUUAGUGCUAACUAGUAGGGGAUUUUAGUUGAAGAGCUUGUAGUGUGUCAUGCUCUUCUUUUAGUUAUGACUUAUUAGACCU
Molecule: messenger RNA, 1904 nt
Organism: Lactuca virosa
Lineage: Eukaryota; Viridiplantae; Streptophyta; Magnoliopsida; Asterales; Asteraceae
Source: the annotation of a GenBank genome assembly